AUGGUGUACGACAUCGACGCUAUAAUUCCCACACAGAAUGCAGCUCUGGCGCGGAGUACAACGGCCGCCGUGGCCAUGGGAAUGGAGGCCAUGAAUGCCGCCACAACUAGCGUCCCGGCGCGCCGCAAGGCCUACGCCGCGGACCCCGCGGCCGGCGUCCAGGCCUCAGACCUGGCGGGCUUGUCACGCGAGGAGCGGCGCCGCCGGCGUAGGGCGACGCAGAAGUACAGAACGGCGCACGCGACGCGUGAGAGGAUUCGCGUGGAGGCCUUCAAUGUAGCUUUCUCGGAGCUGCGGAAACUUCUGCCCACACUACCGCCUGACAAGAAGCUGUCCAAGAUCGAGAUCCUGAAGCUGGCCAUCUGCUACAUCGCCUAUCUCAACCAUGUGCUGGAAACAUAGUGAGAGAACGUCUUCCGGGGAAUUCAGUGUCCUUUUUGGCUCAACGAAACGCCGAGUUUUCAGAUCAUGAGCCAAUAGAAAGGUUUUGCAUUUAAGAGUUUUAUAAACACACUUAGAACGCUUAGGAUAGAGAAGAAAGGCUGAAUUCUCGAGCCUCAUUCGCAAAGUCAAGCUUUGGACAUUUUGAUUAGAGAAAAAUGGGGCAGAAUUAGCCAAAAUGUUUCUUUGCCGGACUAUAAAACGUUCUAACUAGAUAUACACAGAAAUACAUCAUAAUAAAUAGUAAUGUUGACAGAAAUUAUAAUUUUCGCAUUUCAGAUUUCCCCCAAUAUAUCGUAAACUCUACGCUAUGAA
This is a messenger RNA of Phlebotomus argentipes, 756 nucleotides long. Its product is annotated as helix-loop-helix protein 1-like. Gene Ontology annotation, molecular function: RNA polymerase II cis-regulatory region sequence-specific DNA binding; DNA-binding transcription factor activity, RNA polymerase II-specific; protein dimerization activity. The transcript has a single exon. Gene Ontology annotation, biological process: regulation of transcription by RNA polymerase II. Lineage: Eukaryota; Metazoa; Arthropoda; Insecta; Diptera; Psychodidae. The record is from RefSeq and is a predicted model, not a curated record. Bases 1 to 402 code for a protein of 133 amino acids.